This is a messenger RNA of Gavia stellata (red-throated loon), 1325 nucleotides long. RefSeq names its product transcriptional adaptor 3 (gene TADA3). The transcript has 8 exons. Gene Ontology annotation, cellular component: SAGA complex. Gene Ontology annotation, biological process: regulation of transcription by RNA polymerase II. Lineage: Eukaryota; Metazoa; Chordata; Aves; Gaviiformes; Gaviidae. The coding region runs from base 21 to 1319 and encodes 432 amino acids. Gene Ontology annotation, molecular function: transcription coactivator activity. The record is from RefSeq and is a predicted model, not a curated record.
GGUGCCCGGUCCCUGCCGCCAUGAGCGAGCUGAAGGACUGUCCGCUGCAGUUCCACGACUUCAAGUCGGUGGACCACGUGAAGGUGUGCCCUCGGUACACAGCCGUGCUGGCCCGCUCCGAGGACGACGGCAUUGGCAUCGAGGAGCUGGACACCCUGCAGCUGGAGCUGGAGACGCUGCUCUCCUCCGCCAGCCGCCGCCUCCGCGUCCUGGAGGCCGAGACCCAGAUCCUGACGGACUGGCAGGACAAGAAGGGCGACCGGCGGUUCCUGAAGCUGAGCAAGGACCAUGAUGUGGGCACCUCUGUCAAGCAUGGGAAGCCCAAGAAGCAGAAGCUGGAGGGCAAAGGGGGCCACGGGACUGGGCCUGGCCCUGGCCGGCCCAAGUCCAAGAACCUGCAGCCCAAGAUCCAGGAAUACGAGUUCCAGGAUGAUCCCAUUGAUGUGCCUCGCAUUCCCAAAAACGAUGCUCCUAACAGAUUCUGGGCAUCAGUGGAGCCGUACUGUGCUGAUCUCACCAACGAGGAGGUCAGAGUCCUGGAGGAGCUACUCAAGCCACCAGAGGACGAGGCUGAGCAUUACAAGAUCCCGCCCCUGGGGAAGCAUUACUCCCAGCGUUGGGCCCAGGAGGACUUGCUGGAGGAGCAGAAGGAUGGAGCCCGGGUGGCGGCCGCUGCUGACAAGAAAAAAGGUGUCCUGGGGCCACUGACCGAGCUGGACACCAAAGACGUCGAUGCCCUGCUGAAGAAGUCGGAGGCCCAGCACGAGCAGCCGGAGGAUGGGUGUCCCUUCGGACCCCUAACGCAGCGUCUCCUGCAGGCACUCGUGGAGGAGAACAUCAUUUCCCCCGUCGAGGACUCCCCCAUUCCCGAGAUUGCUGGCAAGGACUCGGGAGCUGACGGCGCUGGCACAUCUCCUCGCAGCCAGAACAAGCCCUUCAGUGUCCCCCACACCAAGUCGCUGGAGGGGCGGAUCAAGGAGGAGCUGGUGGCCCAGGGCCUGCUGGAGUCGGAGGACCGGCCGGCUGAGGACUCGGAGGAUGAGGUGUUGGCUGAGCUCCGCAAGAGGCAGGCCGAGCUGAAGGCCCUCAGCGCGCAUAACCGCGCCAAGAAACACGAGCUGCUGCGGCUGGCCAAGGAGGAGCUGCACCGGCAGGAGCUACGGCAGCGUGUCCGCAUGGCCGACAACGAGGUGAUGGAUGCCUUCCGCAAGAUCAUGGCCGCCCGGCAGAAGAAGCGCACGCCCACCAAGAAGGAGAAGGACCAGGCCUGGAAGACCCUGAAGGAGCGGGAGAGCAUCCUCAAGCUGCUAGAUGGGUAGCAGGGA